Morone saxatilis (striped sea-bass) is the source of this 1382-nucleotide messenger RNA. RefSeq names its product zinc finger protein 436-like. The record is from RefSeq and is a predicted model, not a curated record. Gene Ontology annotation, molecular function: RNA polymerase II cis-regulatory region sequence-specific DNA binding; DNA-binding transcription factor activity. NCBI's taxonomy places the organism in Eukaryota, Metazoa, Chordata, Actinopteri, Moronidae. Bases 117 to 1070 code for a protein of 317 amino acids. Gene Ontology annotation, biological process: regulation of transcription by RNA polymerase II. The transcript has 2 exons.
UGAACUGAACGCACUAACUCACCCUUUGUCACUUCAUAUUUGUGAAUUUUGACUUUGAAUUGACAGUCCGUGUGCCAUCCUCCACACACACCGGCAGCGUUAACCGGAGCUGCGUCAUGGCGGGGAUGCAGCUGCUCAGACUGAUGGUCAACCAGCGACUGGCAGCAGCUGCAGAGGAAAUCUGUGGGCUUUUUGAAAAGACGAUAGCAGAAUAUCAGGAAGAAGUUGUCCGCUCCCAGAGAGAAAUCAUUCAGCUAAAAGGGCAACUCGAGCAGCUGACCGUUUUAAAACCUGGAGUAACUUUAUUCAGAGCAGACACCCAGUCAGUGUCCGAGGAGAUGUUGCCCUCCCUGCAUGCAGACCAGCUUCCCAUUGUGGAGAAAUAUGACAACCAAGACUUUCAUCAGGUCAAAGAGGAGCAGGUGGAUAUCUGUAUUCUUCCACAUCUGAAGGAUCACUCUUCUGCGGAUGUAAAAAUCAGACUGACUGAAUCACAAACAACUUUCAGCAGUAUAUCUGUGACAUUGAACAGUGACGACGAAGGGAAAGGGGACGGCAGCUCCUCCUCUUGCGGUCCAAGUCACAGUGACGAUGCUUUUACAGGACAGGAACAAGCCAAGGAAAGUAAAAAGGCUUGUCGUGUCUGUGGGAAGCAGUUUAGCAGGGACUCUGAUCUGCUCAGACACAUGGAUCAGAUUCACAUCGGAGAGAAGGCCUUUAAAUGCUCCGAGUGUGAUAAGGAGUUUGCUCGUAGGGACCAUCUGGUGGUGCAUUUAAGAAUUCACACAGGCGAAAAACCACACAAGUGUCCUUUCUGUUGGAAAUCCUUUUCUCAAAUCUCCAAUCUCAAUGUUCACUUGAGGAAGCACACAGGGGAGAAGCCCUAUUAUUGCAAGUCGUGUGGCAAAAUGGUCGCCCAUAGCUAUCACCUCAAAACUUGCGGUAUGACGGAGCGAAAAGGGGAGAAGUCAUUUUGCUGUUUGGUUUGUGGUAAAAAAUUCCACACGGCUUCAAAUCUGCAGGCCCAUACCAAUAUCCAUGAAGCCAGGAGAUCCUAUAGAGUUGUGUAGCCUUUCGCCUGCUCAUCAGACUGAAUUCACAUUUGUUGCGCUUCACUUCAUUUAUUAUUUGUUAUUCAUUAUUUGAAUCUCAGAACAAAUAAAACAUGUAGGCGCUGAUACAGGUUAGCUCACACUGUCUGAUGAACAACAUGGAAAACAAUUAGAACUGAAAAUGUCUUCUGUUUCAGACUACAAACAAAAGAGUACAGUGUGGGUGCAACACACUUUGGUUUGGUGUUUUAAAGGAACAUGUACCUGUUUUAACUCUUGUAACUGCUCACACUUUUUAUUGUUAAUGAAAUAAAAUAUCUUUUAAUGUAA